ACGAAGAACGAGCUGCCAUGUUAAAAGCGCUGCGUCAAAGUCAAUCGCUGUUCAGUCGAUACUAUCUUAACGAAGAAUUCAAUGAUAUCAUGUUCAACUUCGAACUUCGUGACGAUAUUAUAAUCGGCCAGCCAUUCAGCGUGGUGUUGUUGAUUAAAAAUAGAAGCAACUACAACGAGUACCGAGUCUCGGUGAUCUUAAGGGUGGAAACGGUGCUGUACACCGGCCGGGUCGGCGACCCAGUGAAAAGAUUAAAUAUCGAUCGACUGGUGAAACCCGGAGUCCUCGAGGAGGCGCGUAUGGAGGUUUCCUGGGAGGAGUACGGUCCGCGAUUAUUGAAUCAGUGCGCGUUCAACAUCGCCUGUUUAGCUACCGUUAAGGACACCAAUUACGAGUACUUCGCGCAGGACGAUUUUCGCGUGAGGAAGCCGGACAUUAAAAUCAUGGUACGUACUGCGAUCACGCUUCUCUAUCUCGUGAACGAAACCAUUAACUCCGGAAGUAGUUUACGGUAAAGUCCUUAUAAAUAC
This is a messenger RNA of Ceratina calcarata, 530 nucleotides long. RefSeq names its product annulin-like. NCBI's taxonomy places the organism in Eukaryota, Metazoa, Arthropoda, Insecta, Hymenoptera, Apidae. The record is from RefSeq and is a predicted model, not a curated record. The transcript is spliced from 2 exons. Gene Ontology annotation, molecular function: protein-glutamine gamma-glutamyltransferase activity. Gene Ontology annotation, biological process: peptide cross-linking. The coding region runs from base 18 to 515 and encodes 165 amino acids.